CCUCACUUCUCAAUCGCUGUCUGCGGAAACGGCGUAGUGUGUACCUCGGCCACUUUGACUAGUGCCAACUACUGGGCUCUUCCAGUCACAUACGUUUGGAGAUGAACACAGAUGAUUCAGCUCCAAAAUCAUCUCUUGGUCGUGGUGGGCGGGGAGCUGCUCUACUCAGAGCUCUUCAUAGUCUACCACAACAACCAAACCAAGCCUUGGCAGAGAGUGUCUCUCCAGCUCCAGCUGUACCUACUCCAUGUGUCUCAGGGGGUGCUGGUGUUCAAGAUGAUAGCAGUGGAACCAUUUAUUCAUCAUUGGGCACUAACCGAGGGGCACUCAUCAGUCAGCUGCUCAAGAAUAAAAGUGCUUUAUUGCCUCCAGGUGGAGAUACUUAUGACAAGCAAGGGGUUCGCCCAAAAUUGGACUUGGCCAGAGGUCGUGCAGCACAUCUGCAAACCCGUUUAAUUGACAAACCUACAGCUCAGGUUGGAGCUCAGUCAUUAUCAUCAGUUUCACAAGAGUGUAGAGAUUAUUCAUCAUCGGUGACAGAGAAGCUUCAACAAUUGAGUAUCCAAGACACUGACGACCAAGUUUGUCGUCAGGGGACCACUGGAACUAAACUGCCUUUCUUGUCAAACUGGAUUCGUCUGUCCCUUAAAGAAAAUAAGGCUGUAUUUGAGUAUGAGGUAAAAUUUGUUCCUCAAGUUGAUGCACGUAAUCUUCGCUUCCGUCUCCUCAACUCUAUGAGAGACAAGAUUGGCUCAGUUAAGAGUUUUGAUGGAUCUCUGUUGUGGUUACCCAUCAUGCUACCAAAUAAGAAUGUUACUUAUACUACUGCAAAUCCCCUUAAUAAAGAAAAUGUAAAAAUUGAAAUAGUUUACAAGAAACAAACAGAACUGGAUACGAGUGUGCAUCUUUAUAAUGUGCUUUUUAAUCGAAUAAUGAAAAUCCUGAAAUUGGCGAAGAUUGGGAGAAAUUACUUUUCUCCUGGAGGAGCUGUUCUUAUACCUCAGCACCAGUUGGAGGUAUGGCCAGGGUAUGUAACAGCAGUAAAUUACCAAGAUGGAGGGCUCAUGCUGUGUGUUGAUGUAUCACACAGAGUUCUACGUACUCAAACCUGUUACGAUAUGAUGUCUGAAUUGUGUCAAAUACAGAAGGCCAACUCCAAGAUAUUGAUUGUUAAGCAGUUUAUUGGCUGCAUUGUACUCACGCGUUACAACAAUAAGAUUUACCGCAUAGAUGAUAUUCUCUUUGACCAGAAUCCCACCUCCACAUUUACAAACUCUGAAGGAGAAGAGAUCACGUAUGUUGAUUAUUAUUACUCUGCAUAUGGCAUCAAGAUCAAGGAUCAUCGUCAACCGCUGUUGUUGCACCGGGUUAAGAAAAAGGAAUUGAAAGAUAAGGAUACAACGAAGAUCUUGUGCCUUAUUCCUGAGCUGUGCUUCAUGACUGGUCUGACAGAUGAAAUGCGGUCUGACUUUCGAGUAAUGAAGGAUAUUGCAAUGCACACACGCAUCACACCAACAGUUCGUUAUGGUUGUUUACGAACAUUCAUAAAGAAUGUGAAUGAUAAUGCAGAGGCUUGUAAAGUCCUGUCGGACUGGGGUUUGACUCUGGAAGAUAAUGUAAUACCACUGGAAGGUCGUUUAAUACCUCCUGAAGCUAUCUACUUUAAGAACAAAGAGGUGGAAGGUACACUGACGGCAGACUGGGCUCAGGAAGCUGGAAGAGCAAAUACUCUUGUCCCUGUAGACCUGAAACCACACUGUUGGCUGAUCCUCUUCACCCAGAAAAUCCAGCAGAAUGCAAGUAAAUUUGUUGGCAUGUUAAAGCAGGUGACUCGCAUCAUGGGUAUUCAUGUUGGAGACCCUCAAAUGGUCUGCCUGCCUGAUGACAAGACAGAGAGUUAUGUCAACAGCUUGAAAAUUUUUUAUCAUGAUGAGUUGCAGUUGGCAGUCAUUAUCUUCCCAUCUCGGCGAGAGGACCGAUACUCAGCAGUGAAGCGACUUGCAUGUGUAGACUUGGCUCUUCCGACCCAGUGUAUCAACAGUCGCACUAUUAGCCAGGACAGUAUACUGCGUUCGGUAACACAGAAGAUUGCAUUGCAGAUUAAUUGUAAACUUGGUGGGGAACUGUGGAUGUUGAAGAUUCCCAUGACUGGACUAAUGGUGUGUGGCAUUGAUGUUUACAAUGAUCCAGCCAGACGGGUAGCAUCAGCGGUUGGAUUUGUGUCAUCCAUCAAUCAGACGCUAACCAGAUGGUACUCUCGUAUCAGCUUCCAGCAUCCUGGUGAAGAAGUAGUACAUGGUCUUAAAACAUGUCUACUGGAAGCCCUUCGUCAUUAUUUCAAGCUGUACCAUGUUUUACCUCGGACCAUAAUCAUUUAUCGAGAUGGAGUAAGUGAUGGACAAUUAAAGCUUGUUGAAGACCAUGAGGUCCCUCAACUGGCAACAGUAUUCCAUCACUUUGAUUCUUAUGAGCCCAAGCUGGCUUUUAUUGUUGUGCAGAAAAGGAUCAAUACUAGGAUUUUUGCUUCCAUGAGCUCUAAAAGGUUGGACAAUCCUCCUCCAGGCUGUAUCAUCGACCACACAAUCUCUCGAUGCCAUUGGUAUGAUUUUCUCCUUGUGUCUCAACAAAUAAGACAGGGGACAGUAUGUCCUACGCACUAUAUUGUUGUGCACGAUGGAACUAAAUUGAAGGCGGACAACAUGCAGCGGUUGGCUUACAAAUUGACAUACCUCUAUUACAACUGGCCUGGCACCAUUCGCGUCCCUGCUCCCUGUCAGUAUGCUCACAAGUUAGCCUACCUCAUUGGCCAGAAUGUAAGGAAGUCUCCUGCUGUUGAACUGUGUGACAAGCUUUUCUUCUUGUGAGCAAUUUUCAGAGUUUAUUCCAUGCUCAUGAGCUGCAUAGGCUUUCAUAUCAACUCUUGGCUUCCAUUAAACCUUAUAUACUGUACAUUUUGAUGACAAUUACUCAUUAAAUAAUAAUCAUGGAAGAUCAAAACUACCCCAGUAUCAUAAAUAUUGUUAUGAGACUGAAAAAAGUACAGAGUUGUUUAUUAUCUUUAACCAUUUUAAUGCAAUGGUGAACUUUGGUCUACAACUACUGGGGUAUUUAUUUACCCUUGAGUGCAACCGUCGACUGUAGUUUACAGUCAGUGAAAAAUGUCUCUCCUCCU
This is a messenger RNA of Homarus americanus (American lobster), 3172 nucleotides long. RefSeq names its product piwi-like protein Ago3. Gene Ontology annotation, molecular function: piRNA binding; protein binding. NCBI's taxonomy places the organism in Eukaryota, Metazoa, Arthropoda, Malacostraca, Decapoda, Nephropidae. The transcript is spliced from 18 exons. The coding region runs from base 102 to 2864 and encodes 920 amino acids. The record is from RefSeq and is a predicted model, not a curated record. Gene Ontology annotation, biological process: regulatory ncRNA-mediated gene silencing. Gene Ontology annotation, cellular component: P granule.